Molecule: messenger RNA, 3253 nt
Organism: Fopius arisanus
Lineage: Eukaryota; Metazoa; Arthropoda; Insecta; Hymenoptera; Braconidae
Product: beta-glucuronidase
Exons: 8
Coding region: 1174-3183 (669 amino acids)
Biological process (GO): glucuronoside catabolic process; carbohydrate metabolic process
Molecular function (GO): carbohydrate binding; beta-glucuronidase activity
Source: RefSeq, a predicted model, not a curated record
GGAGAUUAUCGCGGGAUUUUGCGGUUUUCGGGGAAAACUUGUUGGACGUUAUUUUUAGAACUGGAUUUUUUGGAGAGAAAAGUUUUAUAAUGUUUCUCGGUGAAUUCAGUCGUUGGAGAGAUAAUUUCAUGACUAACGAGAUGGGGAGACAAGAGAGAGGGGGAAAAUGAAGAUUUGAGGUUUUCUUGCUUUUGGUUUUAUAAUUUAGAAGAUGAUGACAGACUUGUUUACUCGAAAUUGCGUACAAUUGUGGUUUAUCGUGGGAUUAGAGGGUAGAGGCUGUAAUUUUAGCUGAGAUGAGUGAAUUUCAGUCGGAAAUUGCUGUCGCGAAAUUUCAAGUUUUUCUGUCUUUCGCGGAUAAUUCGAGUCUUGGACGGUUGCCAAUUUUUUAAAUCCAGUGCUUGCCCUGCUAGAACGUCUCUGUAAUUCCGUCUAACAUUACAAUUAGCCUCACAUUAUUCCAACAAUGCCUAACAAAUAAUUGCAAACAAUAAACCUCAAAAAAAUGACCUCAUCUCCGCCACAAUUAAACCCACAAAAUACUCCAUUUGACCUUUUUUGUGCAAAAUCUCAAGAGCUAGAAAAUAGUAAUCAACGAAAUUUUUCCUACCUCCUCUCACUCCCGAAAUAUUUCGCAAAAACUGCGUCGACUGAUCGUCGAGUCGAAACCGAUCGAUGAAAAAACUUCAGCUCCAGUUUUCGCCGAAUAUCUCCGAUCCUAUGAGAAACACAAAAAUCGGUAAAUGAACUUUAUUGCAGAUAAUUCCCAAAUCUACAAAAAGUGUUGGAAACAUUUUCCUCAAAAGUAAUUAGUUAUCGAGAUAAUUGCGACUGAACGGCCUAUCACUCGGCAUGAAUACUCAAUGAUAUAAAAAAAUGAUUACACGUUUUUUUUUUUGCCAUUUGAUGUCGAGAAAUGCAAAUCUAAUCUAAUCUUUUCGGUUGGCAAAAAUUCAAGGUGAAUAUCAAUUCCCACCGUCUUUCAUCCUCACCUUUCCCUUUGUCCCUAGUCUCGUUUAGUCUUCUUCCAACUCCCGAGACCUUCCACAGAUCAUUGCACCUUCUCCCAGUGGCGCAAUUGUUUUCGAUAUAAAACCUGUAACUCUGAUCGAUGAGACAGUCGAGGCCUCAAUGUCAAUCAAUAAUCAUUAACGAGGUGUCUCUCAAGCAGACAUGGGGAAAAUGUUGAGAGGGAUAUUGGAAUUGUGGGUUCUGGUUGUCCUGGUGACAGCAGAGACUGACAAUCCGGUGACAGAUGCUCUAAUUGAGGUACCGGAAGUGCCCUCUGAGGAAUCAGUGCCUCUUCCCCUCCCGGGGAUGCUGUAUCCCCGGGAGAGCGAAUCCAGAGAAGUGAGGUCACUGGAUGGCCUCUGGGACUUCGCUGUUUCACCACCUGGUGAUUCAGCGAAGGGAAUCCGGGAUCAGUGGUACCAGGAUAAUCUGUCAAGGUCAAUUCCAGUCAUGCAGAUGCCUGUGCCGUCCUCAUAUAACGACAUAACGACCUCGAAAGCUCUACGAGAUCACGUUGGACCAGUCUGGUAUGAACGAAGCUUCUUCGUCCCACUCUCGUGGGCUGAACAACGAGUUUUCGUCAGAUUUGGAUCUGUGAAUUAUCUCGCCCAAGUGUGGAUUAAUGGAGAGAUAGUGACCAACCACGAAAUAGGACAUCUGCCCUUCGAGGCAGAAAUCAAUUCUUUCCUCGUGUUCGGUGGAAAAAAUCGAAUAACUGUUGCCGUUGAUAACAGCUUACUACAAACAAGCAUCCCCCAAGGUCGUGUGAAUCCAGUUCCAGCUGAUAAUGGAACCGCCUGGGUGCAAUCUUACAGUUUUGAUUUUUUCAAUUAUGCAGGAAUCCACAGGCCAGUCCUGUUAUCGACGAAGCCCCGGGUUUACAUAUCGGACAUAACGAUAAAGACCUCGAUCUCGGGCGAUACAGGAAUAAUAAAAUACUCAAUAGAAGCAGCCGGCAAUCUUGACGGAGAGGUCCCCGAGUGUUCAGUUUCUCUCCGCGAGGAAAAUUCAACUCUAGUCGCCGAAGGGGACAUACCAGGUUUUACCGGUACCCUAAAAAUUCCUGACGCCAAUCUCUGGUGGCCGCGAAGCAUGAGUGACACCCCAGGUUAUCUCUACACCCUGGAGAUAAUUCUCACAGUCCCAAACUCGACGAUUCGAGACAUAUACCGCCUCCCAAUUGGCAUAAGAACAAUAAAAUGGACCAACAAAACACUCCUCAUCAACGACAGACCGGUCUACCUCCGAGGAUUCGGUCGUCACGAGGACUCAAUCAUCAGAGGAAGAGGUCUCGACCUCGUGACCAUGACGAGGGACUACGAAUUAUUAAAAUGGAUCGGCGCGAAUGCGUACAGAACGAGUCACUACCCGUACAGCGACGAAGUGAUGGACAUGGCAGACCGCGAGGGCUUCCUGGUGAUCGACGAGUGUCCAGCAGUGGACACAGAGAAUUUCUCCCCGGAGUUGCUGAAACGUCACAAGACCUCGAUAUCAGAGUUGAUUCGUCGAGACAAAAAUCGUCCCUCAGUCCUGAUGUGGAGUAUCUCAAACGAGCCCAGGACAUCUCUCCCAGGUGCCGACACCUACUUCAAGCAGGUUGCACUCCACACAAAAACAACGGAUCCAACCCGUCCCAUAACGAUUGCCCUAUCCACAUCGUACACCCAGGACAGGGCAGCCCAGUACCUGGACAUCAUCAGCUUCAACAGGUACAACUCCUGGUACGCCAAUCCUGGAAGACUUGACAUGAUAGUUGACAGGGUGGUGUCAGAGGCCCAGAGUUGGCACAAAAAAUACAACAAGCCAGUGCUGAUGAGUGAAUAUGGGGCUGAUACUCAGCCAGGACUUCAUGAGCUGCCAGACUACAUCUGGAGUGAGGAGUAUCAGGCUGCUGUACUCUCCAGGCAUUUUCAGGCUUUUGACAGGCUCAGGGAGGCUGGCUGGUUUGUUGGAGAAUUUAUCUGGAAUUUUGCUGACUUCAGGACUGCUCAAACCUACACCAGAGUCGGUGGGAACAAGAAGGGCAUCUUCACCAGGUGUAGGCAACCCAAAAUGGCUGCACAUCUUGUCAGGAAGAGAUAUCAUGCUCUCGGGGUCGAGCUCGAUGGAGCUCAACUACCUGGAGAUCUGGAGAUUUAUGCUGCUAGCUUUCUACCCCGUGAUGAAUUUUAAAAACUGGUUUUUAUUCAAUUGUAAGGGAAUUGUCUUGUAUUUUUAUAGUAAUAAAAGAUUUUUAGUAUAA